This is a messenger RNA of Theileria orientalis strain Shintoku, 828 nucleotides long. Its product is annotated as proliferating cell nuclear antigen 1. The transcript has 5 exons. NCBI's taxonomy places the organism in Eukaryota, Apicomplexa, Aconoidasida, Piroplasmida, Theileriidae. The record is from RefSeq and is a predicted model, not a curated record. Bases 1 to 828 code for a protein of 275 amino acids. Gene Ontology annotation, biological process: regulation of DNA replication; mismatch repair; leading strand elongation. Gene Ontology annotation, molecular function: DNA binding; DNA polymerase processivity factor activity. Gene Ontology annotation, cellular component: PCNA complex.
AUGUUAGAGCUUAAGUUGAACAACGCAGUAGUCUUGAGGAGAAUUUUCGACUGUAUUAGGGAUCUGAUUACUGAUGGGAACAUCGAUUUCGACGCCACGGGAAUGACUCUUCAGGCUCUCGAUGGCAAUCACAUAGCGCUCGUUCACCUGAAGUUACACGAAAGUGGAUUUGUGUUAUACCGCUGCGACAGGCCCCGCGCGCUCGGAAUAAACAUCAAUUCAGUCACAAAGGCGUUUAAAUCAUGUUCAAACAACGACUCAGUACUAAUACAAAGCGAGGAAGACAAAGAUCUGAUCACGUUUGUCUUCGAAAACAACAUCGAAGAUCGUGUUUCAAGUUUUUCUCUAAAAUUGAUGACCAUUGAGCAGGAUGCGCUGAGUAUCCCGGAGAACACCGAAGGCUUCGACGCGGAGAUCACUCUCAGCUCCAAGGAAAUGACGAACAUAUGCAAGCAGAUGAACGAGUUUUCCGACACCAUAAAAAUGGAAAUCAACAAGAAUUCAAUAACAUUCUCAACGCAGGGUGAUCUCGGGCACGGUGAAAUUGUUUUAAGAAACAGACCACCAUCUUCAGAGGGAGACUGUGGAGUUUCCAUAAAGGUCAGAAAUCCCAUAAAGCAAUCUUACGCAACAAAGUACCUAUCUAUGUUCACCAAGAGUGGCUGUUUGAGUGAUUCUGUUACCUUCGGGCUAAGUCAAAACCGUCCAAUUGAAGUCAAGUAUGACGUUAAGGACUCGUUGGGCGACGAUGGACGUCACGGCCAGGUUCUCGGCGAACUCAAGUUCUAUCUCGCCCCCAAAAUCGAUGAUGAAAUGGAAUCAGAUUAA